GUAGUAUGUGUAACUGAAACGCAUAGGAAUAAAAUAUUGGGAAAUCCGAAAUCAAACUCAAACGAACCAACUUUGGUUUGGUUUCACACUUUGAGAUUUCACGACUCGUUCUCCGGUCCGAUCGCUCCCUUUUUCUCUAACCCAAUAGCAAUCAACAAUAAUCCUCUUUCGUAAUUCAUUAUUUUAUAGAGAAGAGAAACUGAUGAGAGAUGUUGAGCAUUUUGCAUCUGAUGAAAUGCAUUGAGGAUUCUGGAGUGAUUUCUGAGGUUUCUUCCAAAAUUGCUAUUGAAUUGAAUUGAAGGAUUUUAGAACAGGAUUUUGUUUUGUUGGUUUUUGUUUAUGUUGGUUUUGUUUUUUAUUCUGGUGUUGGUUGGUUCUUGUGAACACAAUACACGAGACAAAGGUUGUUUGAUAGAUAUAGCGUUGUGAGGGGUUUCCAAGUUGGGAAUUGCAGCAUCAUGGACCAGCUUCCUGUAGAAGUGAUUGGGAACAUUCUGUCUCACUUGAGGGCUGCACGCGAUGUGGUGAUAGCCUCUGCAACAUGCAGGAAAUGGCGACAAGCGUGCUGCAAACACCUUCAUACCCUCUCCUUCAGCUCCAAAGAUUGGCCCAUUUAUCGAGAUUUGACGACUACCCGUCUCGAGAUUUUGAUCACACAAACCAUUUUUCAGACCUCAGGGUUGCAGGCUCUCUCCAUUUUGAUGGAAGAUGUGGAUGAAUUCUCGGCAUCAACGGUUACUGCUUGGCUCUUGUACACCAGGGAAACUUUGAGGCAAUUGCAUUAUAAUGUCAAGACUAUGCCUAAUGUUAACAUUCUUGAAAUAUGUGGCAGGCACAAGCUGGAAAUACUAGAUCUUGCUCAUAACUCCAUAGUGGGGGUUGAGCCUAAUUAUCAGCGAUUCCCUUGCUUGAAGUCUCUUUCCCUGAGUUAUGUCAGUAUAUCUGCAUUGGAUCUGAAUCUUCUGGUAUAUGCAUGUCCGAAGAUUGAAGCUUUGGAGCUUGUGAAUCCUGAGAUUGCAAUGUCUGAUGCACAGGUGACUGUUGAAUUGAGUAGUUCAACGCUGAAGAGGGUGUAUGUAGAAUCAAUCAGUUUGGACAAGUUUAUAUUGGAGGCUGACGGGCUUGAGACCUUGCACUUGAAAGAUUGUGCUCUUGAGUUCUUUGAACUUGUUGGCAAGGGGGCCUUGAAGCAUUUUAAGAUUGAUGAUGUUAGUGUUAUACAUCUUGAUAUUGGCGACACAGUUGAGGAUCUUGAGACAGUGGAUAUCAGCAACUUCACAAUUAUAUGGCCAAAGUUUUACCAGAUGAUUUCGAGAUCAUCAAACCUGAAGAGGCUUCGCCUUUGGGACGUGAUGUUUGACGACGAGGAUGAGGUUGUGGAUAUGGAAACAAUUGCAACUUGCUUUCCUUAUCUGAGCCAUUUAUCUCUGAGUUAUGAUGUGAGAUAUGGAGUUCUUCACUAUGGUUUACAAGGCUCUUCCUAUCUAGAGAAUGUUCUUGUCUUGGAGCUUGGUUGGACUGUGAUCAAUGAUCUGUUCUCCCAUUGGGUUGAGGGGCUGCUUAAGCGAUGUCCCAAUCUCAAGAAAUUGGUCAUUCAUGGAGUUGUUUCUGAGGCAAAGUCUCAUGAAGAAUGUCAGAUCUUAGCCAGUUUCACCACAGCAAUGGUUGACAUGAUGAGGAGAUACAUACAUGUAGAUCCACAUUUUAAGUAUGAAUAGGAUUUUUGUUAAAUACCUUCAUGCUUUCCAUUAAGUCUAAUUGCGUAGGCAUAUUUGCAGGUAACUCGUUCAAUUCAAAAAGUUUAUACUCAACUUUUAACUUGUUUGAAAUCUUCUGAAAUUUGGGUGACUGACCAACAAAGACAGCUUACGAUAGAGAUUCAAAACUUGGAUCACUUCUUAGUAAACAAAAUGGCCAUGAACUAAUCUGGAAAUUUUACACUUUCAUUUCUGUUCU
Molecule: messenger RNA, 1956 nt
Organism: Vigna radiata var. radiata (mung bean)
Lineage: Eukaryota; Viridiplantae; Streptophyta; Magnoliopsida; Fabales; Fabaceae
Product: F-box/LRR-repeat protein At1g67190
Exons: 2
Coding region: 459-1718 (419 amino acids)
Molecular function (GO): protein binding
Source: RefSeq, a predicted model, not a curated record